Aureobasidium namibiae CBS 147.97 is the source of this 1140-nucleotide messenger RNA. RefSeq names its product P-loop containing nucleoside triphosphate hydrolase protein. The record is from RefSeq and is a predicted model, not a curated record. The annotation marks the transcript as partial. Gene Ontology annotation, biological process: DNA repair; reciprocal meiotic recombination; meiotic DNA recombinase assembly. Lineage: Eukaryota; Fungi; Ascomycota; Dothideomycetes; Dothideales; Saccotheciaceae. Gene Ontology annotation, molecular function: four-way junction DNA binding; ATP-dependent DNA damage sensor activity; crossover junction DNA endonuclease activity. Gene Ontology annotation, cellular component: Rad51B-Rad51C-Rad51D-XRCC2 complex; replication fork; Rad51C-XRCC3 complex. The transcript is spliced from 3 exons.
UCAGAUCGCCUGCCCACCGUCUCGGCCUCGGAAGCACUUCUCAGCCUGCAAUCCCGCGGACCCCGGUCUAUCUCCACCGGCCUAGAGCGACUCGAUGCGAUUCUCGGCACCUCCAAGGCUGGACUCGCGCGUGGAAACUUGACUGAGAUCUGGGGUCCUGCCGGCUCGGGCAAGACGUCUCUUGCACUACAAACUGCAACACACGCCUUGAACAAUGGGUCCUCGGUCAUCUGGGUAGCAGAUGCGACGACAGCUUUCGCAAGAUGCAGACUGAAUGACUUUCUUGCCGCCAACCCUUCCGUCAAUGCCUCCGAACCCGACAAGGACACCAGGCUGGACCGCUUCCACCCUUACUCGACCCCUACCGUCGCACACCUGCUUGCCCUGACUCUACAUCCGCCGCAAUCUUUCCCCCCGCCAGGGACUGCCCUCAUGAUCAUAGACGACCUACAUGCCAUCUUCGAAGUAUCAUACCCUCGCAAUCGCGCAAACACCUUCUCGAGCCAUAAAUCUGAAGCCGCAAGAUGGGCUGCCGGUCGUCGCUACGGCAUCAUGGGCACUCUCAUAUCUGCCUUGAAGAAACUAGCUGCCCUCAACGACAUGGUCAUCUUGAUCACUACCGGGUGUGCCACGCGCGUACGAUCCGGCAGUGGUCUAGGUGCUGUCUUGGUCCCUGGCAUGGGAGGAGCUGAAUGGGAAGCCGGCAUAAGCAACAGACUCGUCAUGUUCAGAGACUUUAGACUCGGGAGCUGGGCUCAGCAACAGCAGAAUCCAGAAAGCGCGAGAUACAUCGGCCUGCAAAAGAACAAUGGCGUGGCCUUCUCUGACGAAGGAGAAACUGGUCAAGUGAUUUCAUUCACCCUCGACAAGGACGGACUCAAGGAUAUCGUCAGUGAGGAUUCCAUUGCAGAUGCUCCCGUCGUUACACUUGCCGCGUCACCUUCAAAGAUCCGCAAGCGCCCGUAUGCCGAGAUUGCUGAUAGCACCGCAGAAGGUCGCGACGAGUACGGCUGGCUGAAUGGAGACGAGGCAGAUACCGAAGGCUUGAUUGAUGAAGCUGCACUGCUCGAGGACGACGAAGUUGCUGCCACUGCUGCACCCGAGAACCACAACCCUGCGACCAUCAUCAUCGACGACUGA